Messenger RNA from Amblyraja radiata (thorny skate), 1075 nucleotides. Its product is annotated as FERM domain-containing protein 6. Gene Ontology annotation, cellular component: cytoskeleton; cytoplasmic side of apical plasma membrane. NCBI's taxonomy places the organism in Eukaryota, Metazoa, Chordata, Chondrichthyes, Rajiformes, Rajidae. Gene Ontology annotation, biological process: positive regulation of hippo signaling. The record is from RefSeq and is a predicted model, not a curated record. The coding region runs from base 476 to 1057 and encodes 193 amino acids. The transcript has 6 exons.
CGCGCCCGUUGCUAUGCGUGCUCUUGUUUACCCGGCCCGGGCUGGCGUUCCAUUCACACAAUGUUGGGGUUUGGCAACAAUCGUUCCCACCUGUCGCAACGUUCAGUCAGCAAGUUCCACAGGCAGUCGCUGGUGGCGGGGCGACGUGCCUUGUCCGGUUUUUGACAAGGCAGCCAAAGAUUAGUGGCGAUAUCGUUACUGUGUGGCUCAGCCUCACGCGUUUACAAUUGAAAUUAGUGCAGAGACAUUGUGCGCUUCAUACACACGGCGAAGUUGAGCGAGGCGUGUUAAAAGCCACCCGCUGCCCUCAUAAACAUUGGAACGACUGUUGUCGGCGGCAUCUACGCAUUGAGAAGGCAAGAUGAGAGCAGGCUGGAUAUGGUUCUACAUUCGGUGAAGAGAGCUUCAUAACUUGUGGAAGACAACCCUGGACUGGACAGACUGAAUUAAACUGAGAACUUCCCACAGUCCUGUGAUGAGCAGGCAGCUGUUUGGAAAUAAAAUGGUGCCAGAACAACAUAUUGUUUCUGUGCUUCUGCCAAAUAAGGAACAACUCGAAGUCAUCGUUGGAGUAAGAGCAACAGUUCAACACCUCAACAAUCAAGUCUGUGACAUGCUGAAGAUCCGAGAAAAUCACUUCUUAGGUCUGAGUGUGGUACAAAACAACGAAUACAUUUUCAUGGACUCUGAGCAGAAGCUUAGCAAAUACUUUCCCAAGGAAUGGAAGAAAGAAAUGAGCAAAAAUGAUGAGAGGUUUGGCACUCCAUUCGUUGUAUGUUUAAGGGUGCAGUACUACGUGGAAAAUGGAAAAGUAAUAAGUGAUAAGAAGGCAAGGCAUUUCUAUUAUUGCCAACUAAAAGAGCAAGUUUUACACUCUCACUGCACAAGUAAAGAGGAAGCAUAUUUUCUACUCACAGCAUGUGCAUUGCAGGCUGACCUGGGAAACUACAAAAAGAAUGUCCACACUGGAAACUAUUUUGAACCUCAAGAUUAUUUCCCUCAAUGGGUAAGAAUAAUGUAUCUAAUUGUGGAGUGCCUCCUUUCUUUCUCUAUUUAAAAUUUGAUGUGUGCAGAU